CAAUCUCAGCAACAUCAAAACAUUAACUCUCUUUCGGGCAAUUAGAUGGGAAUAUCAACUUUUUGCCAUGUAACUUAUCAGUGAAAGCGUCUGAAGCGAUGGCCUCUGACAUACCUAACGGGAAACAAACCCAUCAGGAGACUAAAGAAGCUACUAAUAUACCAGAUUUAAAUGGAAAUGAUCCUAUAACUCCAAGCACAUUUGUUGCAAACGGAAAUAAUGCAAGCUCCGGCUCGGUUUUGUUAGAUUUUCAAGCGGUUGGCCCACAUUCCAUGAAGAUGAUUGCUGAACAAAGUGACAGAGAGGGACUAAAUGUUGUUCUGCCUGAUUCUGGUGCAACCAUUCUGCCUCUAACAAUACCAAACAUUGUUUCAUUUGCAUCUGAAAGUAAGCCAGGUCAGAAGAAGAGAAGGAAGCCAAAAACACAAUCUGGCCUUCCGAGCCCUAUGCCCUCUUCAUACAUACCCGAUCUAAACGUAACUGGAGCAGAACCCAACACAUCAAUAAAAGAUUUGCAGGAGGCAAACGGUUUUCCGUAUGCUGAAAAACCUGCUCGGAAGAGGAGGAAGAAAGGAGAGGUUAUUUUAGGCACUCCAAAUAUGAUUUUAAAUUAUAAUGGAGCAGGGGCAAGUGGAAAAGCCCCUGCAACCACUCUUCUCUUGACAUUCACCCCUGGUGCUUCCACGCCUUCAAAAGAAGUUUUGGUUGCAACAUUUUCCAGGUUUGGAUCCUUGAAGGAGUCAGAGCUUCAGAUAUUGAAAGAUUCUUGUAGUGCCCGGGCUAUCUUUAGGCGAAGUGAUGAUGCUGCCAAAGCAUUGCGGAGUUUAGAGGAGAGCAAUCCUUUCGGUGCAACCCAUACAAAAUAUCACCUUCAGAAUGACACUAUCGUAACUACUAAACGCACGUAGGGAUUCCGAUUGCCUGCAAAUCUUACUAGUCCGGUGUCGGUGCCUCACUUUGGGGAUGCACCUCCUAAUAUUGAUUUUAUGAGACAGAAUCUUGAGAUGAUGACAUCAAUGCUUGAGAAAUCCGGGGAUAAUCUGCCUCCAGGGACGAAGGCAAAGCUUGAGAACGAGAUUAAGGGACUACUGAAGAAGGUCGAUUCUUGUCCUGGUUCCUCUAUCUAGA
Hibiscus syriacus is the source of this 1128-nucleotide messenger RNA. Its product is annotated as serine/threonine-protein kinase ATM-like. Lineage: Eukaryota; Viridiplantae; Streptophyta; Magnoliopsida; Malvales; Malvaceae. The transcript has a single exon. Bases 99 to 908 code for a protein of 269 amino acids. The record is from RefSeq and is a predicted model, not a curated record.